This is a messenger RNA of Alternaria metachromatica, 780 nucleotides long. RefSeq lists its product as uncharacterized. The transcript has 3 exons. The record is from RefSeq and is a predicted model, not a curated record. Bases 1 to 780 code for a protein of 259 amino acids. NCBI's taxonomy places the organism in Eukaryota, Fungi, Ascomycota, Dothideomycetes, Pleosporales, Pleosporaceae.
AUGCCGUCUCGUGUCCGACCACUCGACACGAUCCGCUCCUUCGAGGCUGCCAUUGAUGGCGAAUACCGACGCCGCGCGCAGUCAAUGCGCGCCGACCAGACCGACGUCAUGAGCUACGCGAGCCGACGGAGCAGCUACUAUGGCGGCGGCGGCGGCGGAUACAACGACCAGAACCGCUUCUCGUCCGUCAGCGGCUACUUUCCCCAAAGACAGACGCAGCGCGACAGCUAUGUCGAUGGCUACGGCAACGGCGGGCCUGUUGGCGCACAGCCACAACGCAUGCGAUACGGCAACCGCAUGCAGUCUGACCCGGGCUGGAACAACAGACAGAGCGCCCAUGGUGGUGUCUACCCCAUGAACGGCUACCAACAGUCGCGCGACACCGUCAACACCAACGGCUCGAAUGGCAGCCACAGCGACGGCCCCUACUCCAACGACCACAGCAACAGCGAGAACAGCUCCAUCGAACGCGGCAUGCCCGUGCAACCACCACAACAGGACAUGGGUGCACAGUACGGAUUUAAUGGAUUCGGAAGGGGUCCCAUCAUGGAGGAGUACGCACAGGGGUCGGGCAACUACUCACAAGGACCACCGCAACCGCCGGCUCACGCCAUGCCACCACCGCCCCCGAGGCACUCCACCCAGGCAGCACCGAUCAAACUCGGUGGUGGUGGACCGCCUGCUACCGAGAACACAAGACCAGCUAUGCUCUCGAAGAAGAGCAGCGAUGCUGGCGAGAAGCGCAAGAGCUGGUUUAAGAGACGGUUCAGCAAAGACUAA